Mesitornis unicolor (brown roatelo) is the source of this 888-nucleotide messenger RNA. RefSeq names its product RAS, dexamethasone-induced 1 (gene RASD1). The record is from RefSeq and is a predicted model, not a curated record. The transcript has 2 exons. The coding region runs from base 151 to 726 and encodes 191 amino acids. NCBI's taxonomy places the organism in Eukaryota, Metazoa, Chordata, Aves, Mesitornithiformes, Mesitornithidae. Gene Ontology annotation, molecular function: GTP binding; GTPase activity.
ACGGCCAUCGUCUCCCGCUUCCUCACCGGCCGCUUCGAGGAGCAAUACACGCCCACCAUCGAGGACUUCCACCGCAAGUUCUACAGCAUCCGUGGUGAAGUCUACCAGCUCGACAUCCUGGACACGUCGGGCAACCACCCCUUCCCAGCCAUGCGCCGCCUCUCCAUCCUCACAGGAGAUGUGUUCAUCCUUGUCUUCAGCCUGGACAACCGAGACUCCUUUGAGGAGGUGCAGCGCCUGAAGCAGCAAAUCCUGGAGACCAAGUCGUGCCUGAAGAACAAAACCAAGGAGAACAUCGAGGUGCCCCUGGUCAUCUGCGGCAACAAGGGCGACCGGGACUUUUACCGAGAGGUGCAGCCCCGGGAGAUCGAGCAGCUGGUGGGAGGGGACCCCAAAAAAUGCGCCUACUUUGAGAUCUCGGCCAAGAAGAACAGCAGCCUGGACCAGAUGUUUCAGGCGCUCUUCGCCAUGGCCAAACUGCCCAGCGAGAUGAGCCCCGACCUGCACCGCAAGGUCUCGGUCCAAUACUGCGACAUCCUGCACAAGAAGGCUCUGAAAGGCAAAAAGCUGCUGAAAGAGGGGGGCCGGGGCAGCACGGAGGAGGCGUACGGCAUCGUGGCCCCCUUCGCCCGGCGACCCAGCGUCCACAGCGACCUCAUGUACAUCCGGGAGAAAGCCAUCGGCGGCGGGCACGGCAAGGAGAAGGACCGCUGCGUGAUCAGCUAGGAGCCACGGGAAGAAGGAAGGGAAGAAGGAAGGACAGAAGGAAAGAAGGAAGGAAGGGGGGAAGGAUGCUCGUUUCCGAAUUGACUUUGGGCGGGCAGGAGGGUGGGCUGGCGCCCGGCCGGGCACAGAGGGGGUCACCUCUUCCCCAGCCUCCCUCCUCCC